Messenger RNA from Ostrea edulis (European flat oyster), 2243 nucleotides. Its product is annotated as choline transporter-like protein 1. The transcript is spliced from 20 exons. Gene Ontology annotation, biological process: transmembrane transport. Gene Ontology annotation, cellular component: membrane. NCBI's taxonomy places the organism in Eukaryota, Metazoa, Mollusca, Bivalvia, Ostreida, Ostreidae. The coding region runs from base 113 to 2107 and encodes 664 amino acids. Gene Ontology annotation, molecular function: transmembrane transporter activity. The record is from RefSeq and is a predicted model, not a curated record.
AUUGUAAAUAUAGCUUUCAAUAGGCAUACCGUUUGCGGACACAUGGUUUGUAAGUCGAGAUGUUUGAUGACGUCAUUUCUCUCUGUGAUGUGACGUUUUCAGCCAAGAAAAGAUGGUAUGCUCAGAUUGUUGCAGAAAACCAAGCACUAAAGUGAACACCAAGAAAUAUAAAGAUCUGCCCGCUUUGACUGAUGGACCAAUCGUAGACAGGGAAUGUCGUGACAUCAUAUUUCUCAUUAUCUUCAUUCUCUACAUGGGUGGUAUGGUGUAUGUUGCAUAUCGUGGGAUUUCCCAGGGUGAUCCAUAUCGUCUGAUUUACGGCGUGGACAGUUGGGGAAACGUCUGUAACAGAGAAAAUCCCCACAUUCCGAAUGUCUCUUUGUCAGGCAGGAACAUGGUGGGGAAGAUGAGAACGCUACACUUAGACCAGACCUACUACGUUGAUCUGCUGGCCACGAAUCUGCUGCCACCGUUGACUAAUGACAACCCUGAUAUAGUCAUCUGCUUGUCAUCCUGCCCCAACGAGACCCUGAUGACAUCAUCAGAAGUGGACGCCUACACAGCGCGCACCAACAUCAGCCUAUGUCGCUAUGACACCUCGUCUUACGUCGUGGAUAAUGAUGUCUGCCUCACUCCUGUUCUUCCACAUACCAGUGUGUUUUUUCGCUGUAUCCCUGACACUGUGGUGACAUUAAUUGACAAAAUGAGCGGAUCUUUCACUUCCUUACUCAGCAAUUUCUCCGGGGGGAAUCUCAUUCAGAAAAUAGUCUCUGAUAUUCAGAACACAUGGAAAGAAAUGCUGUAUCUCGCUGCAAUCGCUUUUGGAACUUCCCUGCUGGUGGUGGUCCUGUUGUGGCUCCUGGCAGCCAUUGUUAUCUGGAUGCUGAUAUUUAUAGUCACCGCCUGCUGCAUUGCAGCGACUGGAUAUAGCUGGUAUUACUGGUAUCAAUUUCGUGAGAGGUUCAACAGUCUUCCUGCAAACCAACAGACAGAAACAGAAAAAGAAAGAAAACGGACAUGGUUGAUUUAUGCUGCGAUAGCUAGCAGUAUCACAGUGGUGCUGCUCCUCCUUCUUCUGAUCAUGCGCAAAAGAAUUCAGCUGGUAGUCCAACUCUUUAAAGAGGCAGGAAAAGCAAUAAGAUGUGUCCCAUUUCUACUGCUUCAACCAGUCUGGACGCUGUUGAUACUGUUAGGGACAGUGACAGUGCUAGCAGUGAUAUCGGUGCACAUCGAGACCUCGGGACUACCUGCUGUCAACAGUCAGACGGGCACAGUCACAUACGAGAUGGAACAGUCGUGGGAGUAUGUGCGAUGGUAUCACAUCUUCGGGUUGCUGUGGAUUUCUGCUUUCAUUGUUGCUUGUCAAGAUUUUGUCAUAGCGAGUGCCGUUGCCACCUGGUAUUUCAAAAGAGACAAGUCUUCAUUGGGAUUCCCCAUACUGACUGGCAUUUGGAGAGUAUUAAGGUACCACAUGGGAUCGAUAGCAUUCGGGUCCUUUAUCAUCGCCCUGGUGAGAUUGGCUCGAGUCAUUCUAGCAUACAUUCAGUCCAGAUUGCGGGGUAAAAGCGGUGAGGUGGUGGACUUUAUCCUCAAGGUUUUACAGUGUUGUCUCUGGUGUUUUGAGAAGUUUCUUGCAUACCUCAACAGAAAUGCUUACAUUGAAAUUGCUAUCUUUGGCCACUCAUUCUGCACGGGGGCAAAAAAGGCCUUCAUGUUGCUGCUGGAGAACAUCUUGAGAGUGGCAGCCAUCAACUCGGUCGGAACGUUUGUAUUGUUCCUAGGAAAACUCACCACUGUAGCUGUUGUCCUCAUCGUCGGUAACGAAUUAAUCCAAGGACGUGAAGAAAUUAAUUUUGCAUUCGCUCCCAUCACCAUUAGCUGUGCAUUUGCAUUUUCUAUUUCCCAUUGUUUCCUUCUUGUUUAUGAGAUUACAAUAGAUACCAUUUUCCUAUGUUUCUGUGAGGAUUGCAAGGAAAACAAUGGCGUUGAAAAACCGUAUUACAUGAGCAAAGACUUAUUGAACUUUCUUAAAAUCACCAACAAAUCAUUGGAAAAGAAAAAGAAGGGCAAAGGGAGUAAGGAAAAUGCCAAAUCUGAUCCAGAAUAGUCACUUCAUAUGUUAAAUCAGACAUCAAAUGACUAGAUUUAUAUAAACAUGCACAUCUGAUUCCGAAAACAACUUGUUAAUCAUUACGAACAAGCAAUUCACAUGUAUCACUUUGAUUUAAUAAAUAUAAACAGAU